Molecule: messenger RNA, 1818 nt
Organism: Rhizoctonia solani
Lineage: Eukaryota; Fungi; Basidiomycota; Agaricomycetes; Cantharellales; Ceratobasidiaceae
Product: Retrotransposable element Tf2 protein
Exons: 3
Coding region: 1-1818 (605 amino acids)
Source: RefSeq, a predicted model, not a curated record
AUGACACUGCGUGACUAUCCAACAGACCCUAUCAAAACCCUUAUUGACUCUGGCGCCACCUCCAAUUUUAUUUCCCCCUCCUUAGUAGAACAACUCAAAAUCCCAAAAACCCUACUUGAAAAUCCACGAGUAGUUCAACUUGCGGUCUCGGCCAAUGGCCAUUCCCACAUUAUCCCUUUCCUUGUUUGCCCCAUAGGCAACACACCUGCAAUUCUAGGCAUGACAUGGCUGACUACAGAAUCUCCUCUAAUUGAUUGGCAACAGGGACUGGUCACCUUUCCCAAACAGGUGCAAAUUGCCUCCAAAGAGGAAGCAGACCCGGACCCCUUAGUAGACCUACCCCCUGUCCUAGACGUAUUUGGAGAAGAGGAGUUCAAAGUCCUACCUCCACACAGGGAAUACGACAUCUCCAUAGAUCUUGUCCCGGACGCCAAACUUUCCCCUGGCCCCAUCUACAGUAUGACGGAUGCGGAAUCUAAGGCGCUGAAGCAGCACAUUGAUGAGGAAUUGGCAACGGGCAAGAUUUGCCCCAGCACCUCAUCCGCCGGCGCCCCAGUCAUGUUUGUAAAAAAGGCAGAUGGCUUGCUAAGACUGGUAGUUGACUACAGGAAGCUAAAUGACGUCACGCACAAGAACGUUUACCUGCUUCCUAGGCAGGAUGACCUCAUGGCCAAACUCAGGCAUGCCAAAAUCUUCACCAAAUUGGACUUGCGCUGGGGAUACAAUAAUGUUUGGAUCAAGGAAGGCGAUGAAUGGAAAACGGCCUUCAGAACCAAAUAUGGCUUAUUCAAAUACUUAGUCAUGCCAUUUGGUCUCACAAACGCCCCUGCCGCUUUCCAACACUUCAUGAACAAUUUGUUCAGGGACCUGAUAGACGUGAAUGUAGUGAUCUACCUAGACAACAUCCUGAUCUUCUCAGACAAACCGGAAGAACAUCCAAACCACGUGAAAGAAGUCCUGUCCCGCCUAAUGAGGAACCAACUGUUCUGCAAGUUGUCUAAAUGCCACUUCCAUGUUACCACGGUCGACUAUCUAGGCAUUGUGAUCUCCCCUGCCGGAUUUUCCAUGGAUUGGAAGAAGGUCAAGGCCGUCAUGUCAUGGCCCACCCCCAGAACAGUCAAACAAGUCCAGGCCUUCUUAGGAUUUGUGAACUAUCUCUGUUGCUUCAUCCCCAAUUUCAGUUCUGUAGCGCGCCCCUUACACCAUCUUACAAAGAAGGAAACCCCUUGGUCAUGGGGUAAACCAGAGGAGGAUGCAUUCCAGGAACUGAAAACCCUUGUCACCCAGUCACCGGUCUUGGUCCACUCCAACCCUGAACUCCCUUACUAUCUGGAAACAGAUGCAUCCGGCGUAGCCAUGGGAGCAAUCCUUAGCCAAAGAGGGGAAGACAAUUGCUUACACCCGGUGGCUUACAUGUCUAAAUCUUUCUCCGGCGCCAAGGCUAAUUAUGACACCCACAAUAAGGAGCUCCUGGCCAUAAUAAAAGCAUUAGAAGAGUGGCGGAUUUUCCUGAGCAACUUCAACUUUGAGAUACACUAUUGCCCAGGAAAGCAGUCAGGAAAACCAGACGCCCUGUCCAGAAGGUUGGACUACACAGACAGCCCUCAGGAACCAGAAAUCAUGCUCCCAGCAGAGGUCUUUGCCAACACGUCAGAAGCGGAACUUGAAAUUGUCACAGAAAUCCAAGGAAAACUGAAGGAGGACCCCUCCCUGGAACCCAUCAUCCAGUUCCUGUCAGAAGACGCAGAUAACGCACCCCCGUCCAUCCGCAAGGCGUAUAGGGAAUAUGAUUGGGAGGAAGACCUACUCUGGUACUGA